Lotus japonicus is the source of this 3593-nucleotide messenger RNA. RefSeq names its product U11/U12 small nuclear ribonucleoprotein 48 kDa protein. The record is from RefSeq and is a predicted model, not a curated record. Lineage: Eukaryota; Viridiplantae; Streptophyta; Magnoliopsida; Fabales; Fabaceae. The transcript has 7 exons. Bases 131 to 2092 code for a protein of 653 amino acids.
CAAAGUGGGCCUGGCCCAGUACAUACAAAAACAAGAACAAGCUUCUUGUAAUCCGAAUCCAGCAGCAAUUUGAGCACAAUCUAAAGCUUCCGUUCCCACGUGAUUCCACCAUCGGCCGAUUCUGUUCACGAUGGAGCACGGGGAGGCAAUGAUGAACAAUAACUUGCAGAUGACACUCUCAUCCCUCAACAACCUACUUGAUGUUUCAAACCAUAUUCUCCCAAUAACACCAACCCUAAAUACCAAUCUCAUACAAUGCCCUUUCAAUCCCCAUCACCUUGUCCCGCCUUCCUCCCUCUUCCUACAUCAUCUCGGCUGCCCUUCCUCGCCGCGCCCUCUUCCGAACCCCAACGACCUCCUCCACACUCUCUCAUACCCCAAAUCACUCCACAACCCCCAAUCUCUUCAGCUCUCUUCCUAUUUAAACUCUCCUUCGAACCUCUUGUACCGUGAUUGUCCCGGUGUCGUUAGUUUCUCUAACUUAGACACCGUUGCCAGAACCGCAACCUUCGCGCUUCCCGAUUUCUUAUCCCGCGAAUGUGAAGACAGGCAUACAGGGAAUUCGAAUUCUGAGAAUGUGUAUGUGUCUGCCGUCGUGCCCGUUCUUCCUUCUGAGCAUGUUGCCAUAGCGCGUGAGCUCGAAACCUGGCACGGUUACCCUACUACUUGCUCCAAUGCUGUUCGUCGCGCGAUUUCAGGCCUUGAAAUUGCGAAGGAGCGUGGGUUAAGCGACUGGUUAAUAGUGAAUUCGCCUCGAUACGGCAUUGUAAUUGAUACAGCUAUGCAGCAGCAUAUAUUUUUGCUGUGCUGUUUGUGCUUCAAGUCAAUUUUGAGAGAAGCUUCCGUUUCCAGGGACAAUCUGUUGGAUUGCCCCGUUUUGAACCAGGCAUUGACUUGGUUAGAAUCUCAGGUUUCGAUCCUGUACGGUGCCACAAACGGAAAGUGUUUUGUUCUUGAUUUUGUGAAAAGAUGUAUUAUGGUUGGUGCAUCGGUUCUGUUAUUGUUUCCUCUAGGGGACGAGGUUGCAUCCCAGAUUUCAGAUAAUGUCAUUGGGGGCCUGAAGGAUGCUAUGUUUGGUGCUCAAAAUGAAGAAAGAAGUACAAACUGCAUAUUGUACAGAAAGAUCUUUGUUCCCCAGGUUGUUGCAGCAGUGGCAGCGUUGCAUGAGCGAUCUCUGCUUGAACAGGAAAUUAAGGGGUUGUGGUUUUCUCGGCAGCCAAGUAACUAUCACCUGGUUGCUGAGCAUGGUUAUUUGUCUGAGAAAGCUAAUGAAGAACGGAAAAAGCGUCCGGACUAUAGACCUCUGGUUGAACAUGAUUGGUUUCUUAGGCAGCAACCAUCUGGCCAGGAAGCGCCAAAAGAAAAGACAAGAGAGGAGUUAUUAGCUGAAGAAAGGGAUUACAAACGUCGAAGAAUGUCUUAUCGUGGCAAGAAGACAAAUCAAUCACCUUUACAUGUGAUGAGGGAUCUGAUAAAUGAAUACAUGGAAGAUGUGAAGCAAGCUGCAGGUGUUCAGAGCCCUGUCAAGGUGUCUGAAGACAGUGGGAUGUUUCCACCUAAACUUCCUUCUAGCCAUGGCGUUCCUAGGGAAGUUAAUAAUUAUAAAGAAGUUAGUCUUGACUCAACUGCAAUGACUAUCAGUAACCCGGGGUUUGGUGAGCAGCAGUCACAGACAAAAUAUACUGACAAAAGCAAAGCUGUAGAUGAUGCCUUUUCUAGAGAUUAUGAACGACGACAUUACAGGAACCACUCUUAUGGAGGAGCUCAACAAAAUGCUGAUCGAGGAACAUAUCAUAGGGACCGUGCUUCUUCAAGCCCUGACAGGCAGAUAAGUCAUAGUCGAGCACAUGAUCAUAGCAUUCUUCAUAAGAGAAAAGAUUACUCGAAUAGAAAGAGGUACGAUGACUCAUCAAGAACCAGGGAUAGGCGGGAAAAGGACACACACAGGAAUUACAUUUCAGAUUCUUCCCUGAAUAAUGCAUUUUCAGAUCGUUAUGAUCCUUCAGAAUCUCUUCAUGUCCGUGAGGAUGAUAUCAACUCUGAUGCCAAAUAUAUUAAGCCAGAUAAAUUUUCUGACCAAGAACUUCAUUAACAAUGUCUUGGCCAGAAAUGUGAAGGGACUGCAUCUGCAGUUGUACUAACAUGCCAAGCUUCAGAGAUUUUAUCAAUGUAUCCUCCUUUGUAUCCUUAACUUUGAAAAGAGUAUCUUAGCAAGCAUUCCUUGGAAGGAUUUGAUUCUCUACACUGUUUUUAUUUUUAUUGUAUUCUUUAUUUUUCUUCUCAGUAUUUAAGCUAUAAUAUGCCAACUAUAGCAAUUGCAAUGAAAUAUAUUCAAUCUCUGUAUUGUUCUAAUUCACUCUGAUUGUUUUACUUAAAAUAUUUCUUGUUAUAUUUCGAAUUAAUAAUGUUAUGUAUGGUGACUAUGUGCUAGGAGAAAUGAACCAGGUUGGAUAAUUUUCUACUUCAGAUUUUGAAUAGGUUUAUUGUCCAUGUUGUUAUUAAUUUAGUUAUGUUCUUUAUGUUUCUUCUCAACUGCAAUAUAAUCUAUUCACAUAACUGUAUUUUCUAAUUCAAUCUAUGAUUGUUUUACUUACAAUUUUUUUCUUUUGUUAUAUUUUGAAUUAAUGUUAUGUAUGUGGUAGGAGAAAUAAAACUGAUCUGAGAGCAAUUAUAUAAGUUCCUAUAUCUUCUAUUGAGGCUUAGAUAUUAGGGUGAAUCAACUUUAGUUAUAGGUUCUUAUAUCCUCUUCCUCCUGCUUCUUCUCCUUUCUCCUUCUUCUACUGUUAAUGAACAUUCUAUCUUGGGUCCCGAUAAGCAGUGAUUGGAUUUGAAUUCAUUUCAACUUCAAGUAUUUUUUGUUUUUCUUAACAACUUCCCUGUUGUGUUCUCUCCUAGCACUUGCAGCUAAAUGUACAACUUAGCUUAGAAAUAGGAAGGUUGAUCAAGCUUUAUCGUUAUUUAGUUAUUCAUGUAUUGCAAGAAAUAUUUAUGAAUAUUUCAACAUUAUCUGCCUUUAAAAUUCCUUUGACUGGGCUAAUUUAUUUUCCUUUGAUUUUAGACUGGUUGAAACAAUAGAAUCUUUCAAUAUCUAUCUGAAUUCCCUGUGAUCUUACAGUUUGGCUUGUUACAGUUUCUACUUUGUUUAGUAGUGGAGACCAAGCUGUGAUGAAGUGACUGCUGUAAAAAUGCUAUAUCAAAGAUUCAAUGCAACCCGGAUGACCGCGGAAGACUUGACUCUGUGGGAAACAGUUCAAACCAUGUAUUUUUUCCCGCAAUAGAAGCCACUUCAGCCCUUGCCUUGCAUAAGGUCUAAGCUGUCUUAUGGCACUGAACAAUCUCUUGCCAGUUUCUAGAAUAUACUUGUUAAUUUGGUUUCUUUGUCCUCAUUUUUUUGUUGCUAUCAAAGAAUAUUCCAGUUUUUGUAGUCUUAUGGCUAAUGUUUUAGUGCAUAUUGCUAGGGUUAGAAGGAUAAACUUUAGAAAUUCCGCUUCUCAACUGGUAAAAAUAGUUUCAUCUUUUUCGGUGUCCCAGCAUGUUUGUUACAUUGUUACUUGACUUCAGUAAAAGCAUAAACUAGAAAUUUUGCGUCUUAA